Messenger RNA from Epinephelus fuscoguttatus (brown-marbled grouper), 1392 nucleotides. RefSeq names its product bone morphogenetic protein 10-like. Gene Ontology annotation, molecular function: cytokine activity; growth factor activity. NCBI's taxonomy places the organism in Eukaryota, Metazoa, Chordata, Actinopteri, Perciformes, Serranidae. Gene Ontology annotation, cellular component: extracellular region. The transcript has 2 exons. Bases 7 to 1392 code for a protein of 461 amino acids. The record is from RefSeq and is a predicted model, not a curated record. Gene Ontology annotation, biological process: BMP signaling pathway; SMAD protein signal transduction.
UCCACCAUGACCGUUUCAGUCAGCUCCAACCUUGGCUUUGUCCGCUCUCUGAAUGUCCUGCUUCUGAUGUUGACUGGUUUGAGCUUGAGCAGUCCCAUCAGGUCUCCUGAGAGCCAUCACAGGGUAUCAGUCGGUAGGGAUGUGGGUGAUAAUCCGCUACUUGAUGCACAGGACUUUCUGAGCCAGUUUCUGUCCACAAUGAACCUCACAGAGCUGAGGCCCCAGGCCAGGCCCCUCGCUGCCCGUAAGGAGCCACCAGAGUACAUGCUGGAGCUGUACAACCGAUUUGCCAAUGACCGCACUGCUGUGCCCUCAGCCAACGUUGUGCGCAGUUUCAAGAACGAAGAUUCCUCCCCCUUCAGUGUAACGGCCAGGGGUGUCAGGAUACAUCCCCUGCUUUUCAACAUCUCAAUACGCCACAGUGAACACAUAACAAUAGCUGAGCUUCGCCUUUUCACCCUGUUCCAGAAGGCCCAGAGACCAAAUGUUGGCAUUGACUGCAAGGUGACCAUAUACAAAAUACACGAGGGCGUACUUUGGACAAAAGAGGUGGGGAAAGAAGGGAGAAGGAGGGAUAAAGAGGAGGUGGUGGAGAUGAAGGAUUUGGAGGAACUGGUGACAAAGCAUAUCCAUGCCAAAGAUAACAGCUGGGUGUCGUUUGACCUGACUCAUGUGGUUGCACUCUGGCGGAAGUCAGGCUGUGCAACUCACAGAUUGGAGGUUCAUAUUGCAAAUCUGGGGUCAGAAGAGGAAGAGGCCAGGCAGGAGGUCACAGAACAGGGCCAGAGGUUGGUUGAGGUUGAUAUCGACAGGAGCUUGGAUGGGAAACACAAUGCGGUGAUGAUUGUAUUCUCAGACGAUCAGAGCAGAGACCACAAACAGGAUAAACAAGAGCUCAACCAGAUGAUCGAACAUGAGAAUGACCUUCCUGAAAACGUGGGCCGGCGCCAGCAAGCUUUCUGGGAGCACGUUAAUCACAACGCCAACCAGGACGAGCUGGACAAACAGUCCCUGGUGCAGCUGCAGUCCAACGUUAUCUAUGACACGCCUCCCCGAAUCCGUCGCAAUGUUAAGAGCGAGCCCUGCAAGAGGACCCCACUCUUUGUGGAUUUUAAAGACAUUGGCUGGGAUACGUGGAUCAUCCAGCCUGUGGGCUACGAGGCGUAUGAGUGCAACGGCGUGUGCAACCCACCAAUGACCUCUGAGGUCUCGCCUACCAAACAUGCCAUAGUGCAGACACUGCUGAGUGUUAAGAGCCCAGAGAGGGCAUCGCGUGCCUGCUGUGUACCCACUAAGUUAGAGCCCAUCUCACUCCUUUAUCACGAUAACGAGGUGAUCACAUUCAACCACAAGUAUGAGGGAAUGGUGGUGGCGGAGUGUGGCUGUAGAUAG